GUUCAGGGGAGGGGAGGAGAGUGGGGGGGUUUCAGGAAGGAACGCUCACGGUCCUAAAUUGGAUACAAGUAACAAGGAGCCGACCAAUCAGAGCGGCCGCUUCACCUGGACUCGUCACCUGGUUUUUUUUUCCCAAUGAGACAGAAACUGCCUGUGGGGCAUUGAGAGGGAAGUUCAUAUAGAGACCAGAGAGAGAGAGAGAGACACACACACAUCUGGGCAGAGGCAACGACUGGGAAAGUUUAAGAAGAAGAAGAAGAAGACAUCCGCAAGGAAGGACCGAUUACCAAAUCUGCCCCACAAACUCUCCCUCUUCUCUCUCUCUCUCUCUCUCUCUCCCCCACACCACCACCACCACCACAUCCCAAUGAGCAGCUUUACUUUAUUGCACUUGGGUGUCCUUGUCCUCUUGGCUCAGGUUUUGAGCGGUGAGUGUGAGAAGCGAUGUCGCAGCGGCUUCAGCCAAAACCUCUACAGGUUCAAGGCAUCGAGUGGGCAACUGACCCCGGGACAGGUGGUGGGAAAAGUUCACUUUGUUGACUGCAAUGAGAGGGAGCUCGUGUUCCAUGCGGAUGAUUCCCAUUUCCAACUACGAUUUGAUGGAAGAGUUUAUGUUAAAAAUCUGUUAAAACUCCAUAGCCACAAAAAAUUUAUCAUUACUGCACGUGAUGGCGUUGGAAAAGAAUGGAAUGCUACUGUUAAGGUGCUAUUCCACAAAACGCAAAAGAAAAAAGAACCCACUGAUGAAUUGGAUAAACUGAUUUUAUGGGCACCCCAUCGGCCCAACAGCUUACUGAGACGGCAGAAGAGAGAGUGGGUCAUUCCUCCCAUCAAGCACUCAGAAAACGAACGGGGUCCCUUCCCCCAGAAACUCGUACAGAUUAAGUCCAAUAGAGAUAAGGAGACCACUAUAAUCUACAAACUCACUGGGCAAGGAGCUGAUCAACCACCUAUUGGAGUGUUUAGUAUUGACAAGUUCACUGGCUGGCUGUCUGCUCAUCAACCAUUGGACCGAGAACAAGUGGCUCAAUAUCGGCUCAUCCCUCAUGCAAUAGAUACAGCGACUGGAGAAGAGGCUGAAGAUCCAAUGGAACUAGUCAUUAACGUCAUUGACCAGAAUGAUAAUAAACCAGAGUUCACCGAUUCAACAUUCUAUGGCUCUGUAAUGGAAGGGGCCGCAUCAGGAACAUCAUUCAUGAAUGUAAGCGCUACAGACAAAGAUGAUCCAAAUUCUCUGAAUUCCUUAAUUGUGUACUCUAUUGUGGAGCAACAACCACCAAUUCCCAGGAACUUCAUGUUUGCAAUCAGCAAAAGCACAGGAUUAAUUAGUCUUAGUUUCCCUGAACUUGACAGAGAGAAAGUGGACAAAUACAUCCUUGUAAUUCAAGCAGCAGAUAUGGAAGGAGACGGUCUGCACACCACGGCCACAGCUAUAGUUACGGUUUUGGACCAAAACGAUAAUGCCCCUCAAUUUUUGGUCAAAACGAGUAAUGCUAUAGCUCCAGAAAAUACAGUGGAUUAUGAGGUGGUGAGGCUUAGUGUGGAUGACAACGAUCUGCCCCACACACCAGCCUGGAGAGCAAAGUACAGCAUAGUCGAUGGGAAUUCGGGCAAACAGUUCUCCAUGGAGACUGAUUUGGAGACCAAUGAAGGAAUUGUCAAGAUAGUCCAGCCCUUGGACUUUGAGAGGAAGAAGCAGCACGUGGUGGUCAUUCAAGUGGAGAAUGAGGAAAAACUGUUUUUCACCAGUCCAUUAUCUUCAGCCACAGUCACCAUUACAGUUAAAGAUGUGAAUGAAGCACCAGAAUUUGAUCCAGUGGAAAAGAAGGUGAAACAUCCUGAAAAUCUGCCCGUGGGAGCCACAGUGACCACAUACAAUGCAAGGGAUCCUGAUGUCGAACAAGACCAAACCAUAAGGUACCGAAUGGGCAGUAACCCUGGGAAUUGGUUAGCGAUUGACUCUGUGACGGGUGUCAUUACGGUAGAUAAUAACCUGGAUAGAGAGUCUGACUUUGUUCAGAACAGCAUAUACACUGCAACCAUCCUGGCCUCUGAUAAUGGAUCUCCAUCUGCCACUGGUACUGGGACUCUUCUUUUAGAGCUUGAAGACAUCAACGACAAUGGACCUGUUGUUGAUGCUCCAGUUUAUGAGUUGUGUAAUAAGAAUCCUGAACCAAUGAACGUAACCAUUAUAGACAAAGACAUCCCACCAAACACUUACCCGUACUACGUGGAGGCAGUUCACGGAGCUGAGAAAAACUGGACUGUUGAGAAAGUAGAUGAAAAUCAUCUGAUGAUAAGACUGAACAAAGAGCUUGAAGCUGGAUCAUAUGAGGUCUCCCUGAAAGUAACAGACAGUGGCCAUCCAUCGAUUUCCCAGGUCACAGGUUUGGCCGUGAAGGUGUGCAAUUGUAGAAGUGAUGGAACAUGUGAGCCUGGAUACAGAGCGGCUGUUAUUGGUUACCCGGUGAUCUUUGCUAUUCUGGGUUCUAUCCUGGCAUUGCUGCUCCUAGUGUUGCUUCUUCUACUGUUUCUAAAAAAGAGAAAGAGGACGCCAAAGGAGCCCCUCUUACUUGAAGAAGACAUUCGGGACAGUGUGUACCAUUAUGAUGAAGAGGGAGGUGGUGAGGAGGAUCAGGAUUUUGAUCUCAGUCAACUGCACAGGGGUCUAGAUGCCAAACAUGAAAUUGUUCGUAAUGAUGUGGUUCCAACGUUUAUGCCGGCUCCUCGAUAUCUGCCACGCCCAGCGAACCCUGAUGAAAUUGGCAACUUUAUUGAUGAGAAUCUGAAAGCUGCUGACACUGAUCCCACAGCCCCUCCCUACGACACCCUUCUGGUGUUUGAUCAUGAAGGCGAGGGGUCAGAGGCAGGAUCUUUAAGCACAAUAAACUCAGGCUCCAAUUCUGAUGAAGACCAGGACUUUGACUACGUGAAAGACUGGGGCGGACGCUUCAAGAAAAUUGCUGACAUGUAUGGUGGCGAAGAGGAAUGAAAUUGUGCCAUUUAACAUUAAUUUUAAGCGACCAUUUACCACUAAGAUGUGGAGGAAUUCAUGAAAGCAAUAUCAGAAUGAACUGCACAUUAAUGGGGACUGGAUACGUGGCACGAUUCAAAAAUAACUUCCAUCUGAUCUUGUAUUGGGGCUUGAACCCAAGUUACUAAAAUUUUGCUGAAUUACCAAUCAUUUUCAUAAGGCUGGGAUAGAUUCACUUCCUCUGUGUGUCUAUUUCUCUUGUCAAUGAUUCAUUUAAGUGCCUGAAUAAAUUGACUUCUAUUGCCGCAAGGAUUAAAACCCGAUUUGAAUUGUGUUCAACGCAGAAGCAAGUUAUACCAUUGAAUUGCUAUUUUGUAGUAUGUGCUUUUUUAUUUUGCAUAAAGGUGAUUGACAUGAAAAAAUGCUGCAUUAGGUUUGCAAAGCGAUUGAUUGCAUUUUAAAUCCUAAUUCAUCACAGAAUUGGUUCUAUGGUAUGUGUAUGGCCUUUUGUGACAUUGCCAAAAUUAAAUUAUGGUGUUUUGGGCCAAAGUUUGUUCCAGUUUGACAAUGCAUGCAUUCUCAGGAAAUAUUUUUAUUAAGGAAAAUUCCAGGGAAAAAUAGCCAAAGCUGUGUCAUUUUAAAAAGCAGAUUUAUUUUUAAACUUUCUUUGCAACUACUUCAUCAGAAAACUACAGAACACCAAAGUCGCUGAAUGCCAAUUACUUUAUAGAUACCAAUAGUUUGGACAAGACCUGAGAAACUUACGUUUUGUGCAAUGAGCUACCUAAACCAUUUAGAAAGCAUCAUGUACAGUAAGGUUUUGAACUCUGAUUUUCCCAAACCAAUAGUACUAAUCCAUAGUUUAUCAAUAUUUAUAAGAUCCACAGUUUCUCUACCAGUAGCACUGCAUUCAAUGGUAUCCAAUCUAUUUGGGACACCAUUUCAAUGGAUCCAAAAUUGUAGAUGUUCAGAUUUCUAAUUUGGGUCCAUAUGUAUUACUGUGCACCUCCUGGCGAGCUUAGGCACAUCCUCCUCCUCUUCUCUUUGGCCUUCCUGCUUUAAAAAUGCGUUGUCAGGACCUACAAGGAUUGUGUAAUGUAAUUUUAAGAAGUGGACUUUGUCCAUUAAGACAGAUAUUCCAUUUGCUCUACAGUUUUAAAAGCAACUCAACUCCUGUCAAGUUUUAAUUCAGAUAGUCACUUGUGCUAAUUCUUGAUGUCCAGGCAUCUUAUUUUUAAAAACCACGUUAUACGUGGCAGCUGAUAAAGUUAACCUUUCACUUAUCACUCCUAAUAAUGCUUAUUCUGGUUGUGAAAGAUGUUUUUUUAAAAAUCCUACUGAAGUUUUUUUUGUCGUUUUUAGAAAAACAUUCUGGAUUCAGUUUGUAUAUUUUCGUAUAGAGCGUGUUGUGAACUUUUAAUCAAAUAAAUAAAAAUAGCCGUGCAACAGAAAUCUAGGUAAAAGCAGACUGGUACGUAAUUUAUUCACUUAACUGGGAUCUGCGCUGUGAAAGCAUUCCAUUAGAAAUACUUAGCUCUCCGAAUAAUUUAGUUGAUAAAUUAAUGCUGUCUAAAUUGAUGGCUGCCUAGUGUGCAACUGAGGAAGAUAAACGGACAAAUCAGAAAAGUGUCAGGCCUGAUCUUUGAUUUGAACAUCUAUAGAUGCUUAUAAUUAGCUUCAGUGCCCUUGGGCAACAGAAGGGAAAAUCGACCUAAGUACCCACUCCUGAACAGUACUCUGAGUCCUGGUGUAAAAUAUGUGUAGGGUGAGCACUGACUUAGCUCUGAUGGCUCCCUCCCCCUCCUCUUCCUAUGGAUUGAAGAGCAUCCUAACGCUGUUUUAAAUUUAAAACUGUUUAUAUAGAGAAUAUUUCAUUUUUAACUCCCAAGACUGAGCUGUGUAUUAGUUCAAAAAAGCAGUGAUUCUGUCUGACAAAGUUUAUUCUGCUAUAUUACUCUAUUGCAGUUCAGUGUAAAUGGUUGUGCUAAUUUGUUAAUUGGUUAUUUGCUGACUACUGUGUGUAUUGUGAUUGAUGUUAAUUUGUUUCUGUUAUGGUGGAGGCAUUUUUUUAAAAAAACUUUUACGAAUUUGCUUUAUUUCUGAGAUCUCUGUUCUUGGACUAUAUUUACCAGAGCCAUAAUGUGCUUUAUACUUUAAGUGAGUGCCACUUCUAGAGGAUUCCUGUCCAUUUAAUCAUUUUUGUUUAACUUUUAUUAAAAAAAAUUCAAACUGA
Molecule: messenger RNA, 5207 nt
Organism: Callorhinchus milii (elephant shark)
Lineage: Eukaryota; Metazoa; Chordata; Chondrichthyes; Chimaeriformes; Callorhinchidae
Product: B-cadherin
Exons: 16
Coding region: 368-2992 (874 amino acids)
Biological process (GO): cell morphogenesis; calcium-dependent cell-cell adhesion; multicellular organism development
Cellular component (GO): plasma membrane; adherens junction; cytoplasm
Molecular function (GO): calcium ion binding; cadherin binding
Source: RefSeq, a predicted model, not a curated record